This is a messenger RNA of Acanthoscelides obtectus, 1674 nucleotides long. Lineage: Eukaryota; Metazoa; Arthropoda; Insecta; Coleoptera; Chrysomelidae. The record is from the annotation of a GenBank genome assembly.
AUGCUCCCCGCCCCUGCCCAUACCCGGCAUAGACCGGUACCUGAUCUCCUCUACCAAGACUCGUCACUGCAAUUUUUCGUGCGCUCGCAGCAGGACGGAGAGAAAGAUGGGUCGCGUAACAAAGAAAGUGAGUCAGACAUCUCGUCGUUGGAGAGUACAGGGACGGAUUCAGAUGCGCCCUUAUCAAAGCAUCCAAUGCAAGUCCCGGAGCCUGGCUCAUCCCAGGAUCAGGGUGUACAAAAUAUACUACAAUUCCUGGGUAAUCAAGCAUCUGCUAUAAAAGGACCAGAGGUCAGUACAGACGUAGCAGCCCUGAUAUCUGAGUUUUUACUCAAGGGAAUUGAUAAAGAAUCUCGCAAAACUACUCUGGAAUCUUAUCCCUGUUUGGCAAACUGUCCAGCUCUUCAGCCUCCAAUGAUUAACCCAGAGUUUCGAUCUUGUUUAAGUAUUCGUACAAAUGCAGUUAAAGAGGAUACAUUCCUCAGUAAACUUCAAUUACAGUUAGCAUCUGGGAUAAGUGCACUGGCCGUCGGCUUCGUUAAGCAAUAUGAGAAAACGAAAUCGAAUUCUACAGCUCCACUAAAAAUAAUCGCAGAUGUUUUUCAUGCGAUUUCUCUUCAUCGUCGUUAUUCCAUUCUACCAUUUUUGGAUGGCAACGUUCGCAAAUUUUCUGAUACUUGCCCAAUUGAUGAAUUUUUAUUUGGAAAAACAUUCCCGGACCAAUGGAAAUCCGCAAGUGAAGCUCAACGAUUAGGAUUUUCAAUCGAGAAGAAGGAAAAAGCCCUAGGAUCAGCAUCUUCCAAACCAGUCGUCUAUAAGAAAUUGGAGCCCAAGCCAGGUCCGUCGAGGGUCCCGUCGUCUUUAAACUCCCGGCGCCAAAUCUCGCAUGAAAAAGGAGGAGGAGAGGUUUCGUUCAGCAAGGUCAUACCGGAAGCAGUAGACAAGGUACAUCCUCUUUGCGAUAUGUAUGCGGGUCGCUUAUCUGCAUAUGUAAAUAAGUGGGCAAACAUUACACAAGAUUCUACUAUUAUUUCUUGGUUAUCUGGAUAUAAAAUGCCUUUUGUUAAGAAACCUAAGCAAAGGCGUUUACCUAGACCUGCUUUUACGCUGCAGGAAUCAGAUAAAUUAAAGGAUAGCAUAAGACUUUUGAUAAACAUAGGAGCAGUAUCCAAAACUACCUCAAAACCUGGCCACUUUUUGUUCUCAUUUUUCUUAAUACCGAAACCUUGUGGGGCAUUCAGGUUUAUUCUAAAUUUAAAGGAAUUAAACGAAUUUUUAGAACCACCCCACUUUAAAUUGGAAGAUUUCAGGACUGUCUUCAAAUUGGUUUAUAAUGACUGUUCCUUCACUAAAAUAGAUUUAAAAGAUGCCUAUUUUAUGAUACCGGUGCAUCAGACAUUCAGAAAAUACCUCACUUUUAAAUUUCAAGGUGUAUAUUACCAUUUUAAUUGUUUACCUUUUGGUCUUUGUACAGCCCCAUGGGUCUUUACAAAAAUUAUGAAACCAAUCCUUAAAUAUUUAAGGACUAGAGGUGUAAUUUGUGUACUGUAUUUAGAUGACUUAUUAAUUAUCAGUAAGUCAAUACAAACAGCUGACUGUCAAAUUGCUAAGGAUAUUUUAGAAUAUUUAGGAUCCUUAGUAAAUUACGAUAAAAAAAUCGGUGUUCUGUUUUAG